CUCUUUUACCUUCCCACAGCCCAAGCCCCACUCAUCCAAUUUCUUCUCCAAAUCACAAAGUCCACUACAGCAAGAUGCCAACAAUGCAAUGAAACCAACAAAACUGUCCACCACUUCCUGAUCACAUGCAACACAUACUCCAGACAGAGAGCCGCCCUCCGCACAGAGGCCCCCACUCAAGCAAGCCAACUACAAUUCCUCCUCAGCACCCAAUACAGAAACAGAGAGCUCCUCAACUACAUC
This is a messenger RNA of Suillus plorans, 243 nucleotides long. RefSeq lists its product as uncharacterized. The record is from RefSeq and is a predicted model, not a curated record. The annotation marks the transcript as partial. The transcript has a single exon. Lineage: Eukaryota; Fungi; Basidiomycota; Agaricomycetes; Boletales; Suillaceae.